CGCCGCUGUCUCUUUAAGCGCUUUGGAGGGAGAGCGGAGGAAGCUCCCCCCACUCGGCGGCUGCCGAGCUCUGCAGGCCGGGGCUGGGCGCGGACUCGGCGCGGGGCUGCGCGUUGCCCGGGCCCCGGAGCGGCGCGCGCGGUUUUCCUGGAAUUGUAGCAGUGGCAUGGCUGUGCUAAGGAGCUUUUAUUAAACGUGAUUGGAGGCCUUUGGCAGGAUACAAACAGCUUGACUCUCGACAACACCAGGAAAGGACUCGUGGGUUGAAAGCUAAGGGUGACACAGCUGCACCAGCCCAGCAGCCAGCAUGGAUCAGAGUCUGCAUGGCGAUGUACAGGUGGAGUGCAUCCUCGUGUAUUCCUUUCUGAAGAACUGUCACAACUGUGAUUUCAGCAAAGAGCUGGAUUCUCUGAGAAACGAGGUGAUGGUUUCCCCAUCAAAAAACUUCCUCGCUGUUGAGUUUGAUGAUGGGGAGCUUCAAACAGAUGGGAAUCGGAGUGGCCGGUUCCAGAAUGGUGAGCCAGGUUCUGUGGUUGAUGAGGCCACUUUCCAGCUCAUCGGAGCUCGGCUUGCUGAGAUCGGGGACCAAGUGGCUAGGGAGAUCGAUCAGAGAGUAGUAAAUGAUCUAGUGCAGCAAUUUGUGAAUGAGAAUCUGUCCAAAGAGGAGAUAAUGAGGCGUCUGUCUAAUACAGUGGAGGGGCUCAUGAGAACCGUACCUUUGGAAAUGGAUCGGGAGAAAGCCAUGUUGGUGCUAGCAAUGGUUUUAGCCAGAACAGUAGCAAACAAAAUGCCAUCCCUUCUACACCGUGUCUUUAACACCACUGUGAAUUACAUCAACCAGAACCUCCACAAUUACGUCAUCAACCUGGGAUAACAAAGUUGAAUGAGAGCGGAGCCAGUCCCAUUGACUUUUGUGGAGAAGAUUGCUUUUUGAGUAUUUACUUUAAACAUUAAAACUUUGCUUUUUUUCCCCUCA
This is a messenger RNA of Malaclemys terrapin pileata, 976 nucleotides long. It is a transcript of the gene BID, whose product is annotated as BH3 interacting domain death agonist. Bases 308 to 874 code for a protein of 188 amino acids. The record is from RefSeq and is a predicted model, not a curated record. Gene Ontology annotation, biological process: positive regulation of extrinsic apoptotic signaling pathway; positive regulation of intrinsic apoptotic signaling pathway; positive regulation of release of cytochrome c from mitochondria. The transcript is spliced from 7 exons. Lineage: Eukaryota; Metazoa; Chordata; Testudines; Emydidae. Gene Ontology annotation, cellular component: cytosol; mitochondrion; cytoplasm.